AUGGCGGUCCUGAACCUACCUCGAGAUAUCCAAAUGGACAUACUCUCAAGACUUCCGGUUGAAUCGCUUUUGCGAUUCAAGUGCGUUUCAAAACAAUAUCGCUUUUUAAUUUCUGAUCCCUACUUCAUCAAAUUGCAUCUCAAUCGAUCAAUUCACUCCAAGAAUUGGCACAAGCUCUCUUUCUAUCGUUUCGGUCCUCAAUCAAUAAUAGACUAUGAAUCAUUAUUUGGCAACAACAACGUUAAUGAUGGUAGUAAUGCUAGUAAUGCAGUAGUGAAGUUGUACCCUCCCUUUUUGAGUCCAAGUUCUGAUAAGUGCAUCACUGUAAUAGGUUCUUGCAACGGCUUGAUUUGUUAUCUGAUUCAUUAUGGGCUCCUACAAAUUAUCGUAGAAAUUAUCUUAUAUAACCCUUCCACUAGAGUCUACAAGAAAUUGCCAGAACCACCACAUUGGAUUGUAGGUAAUUUUGGGUUUGCUUAUGACUCCUCAAACGAUGAUUACAAGGUACUUAUAGCAAAACGUCACUUUAGUGAUGUCAUAUUCAAAUUUUGUAUCUUUAGUCUUAGAGACAAUUCUUGGAGAACAAUGCCGGGCGUGGAUUGUAAUUAUGUUGACAUAUUCUCAUCGUCUAGUUGUUGCUUGAAUGGAGCUUUACAUUGGCUUUUGAAACCCAGGGUGAUUGUUUGUUUUGAUUUAUUAAAGGAGGUGUUUAGUGAGAUGUCCCUAGAUGGUAUUCAAGGUGGAAAUGAAAUAGAUUUGUCGUUUUGCAAAAUGGGUGUUUUAGAAGAAUGUUUGUAUGCAGUGUCUGCCUCGAAUGGUGUUAAUGGACGUUUGGUUGAGAUAUGGUUGAUGAAGGAAUAUGGCGUGAAGGCAUCUUGGAGUAAGUUUAUCACCAUCCCAUGUGACGUGGGCACUCUUUGCUUCACCCCCUUGUGUUUAUUGAGGAAUGGUGAACUGGUACUGAAGAUUCACUCGGGAUUGUUAGUUGAUCAAGCACAAUUAGGAUCGUACAAUACUAAAUUAAAUACAUUUACGAAAAUUUGUGAUUGUCCCAAUGUUCAUGAAGAGUAUUUGUACGUGGAGAGUCUGGUUUCACCCAACAGCUUUGACGGUCCCCGCUCACGUUCACUUUCACUUUCGUGUGGGAUGAAAGCAUUGAUGAAUUGCUGGUCUUCCUUCUUCCCUUCAAGAUUUUCUGAAGCGUUUUUGUACAUGGAGAGUCUGGUUUCACUCAACAGCUUUGAUGGGGUCUGUUCAUGCCAUCACGUGGGAUGA
This is a messenger RNA of Cornus florida, 1275 nucleotides long. RefSeq names its product F-box/kelch-repeat protein At3g06240-like. The transcript has a single exon. Gene Ontology annotation, molecular function: protein binding. The record is from RefSeq and is a predicted model, not a curated record. The coding region runs from base 1 to 1275 and encodes 424 amino acids. NCBI's taxonomy places the organism in Eukaryota, Viridiplantae, Streptophyta, Magnoliopsida, Cornales, Cornaceae.